Molecule: messenger RNA, 489 nt
Organism: Blepharisma stoltei
Lineage: Eukaryota; Ciliophora; Heterotrichea; Heterotrichida; Blepharismidae
Source: the annotation of a GenBank genome assembly
AUGGGAGAAAUUCAUGAAAUUGAAGGAUUUGAAAUUGAUGCUGAAAUCUUGCAAGACUUAGGUUAUGGCGAGGCUGAGGCUAGAGAAGCACUAGCUAUAUGUGAGGGUGAUCUGGAGCAUGCAGUAGCAUUGCUUACGCCAGGAAUCUUAACAGGAGAAGAUGAAUUGGGUGAUGAAGAAAUGCUAGGCGAAGAAAUUGAUGAAGGGGGAGUGAAGGAAUAUGAGAAUUAUAAAGAAGAAAGAGCAUGAGAGGAGAGCAUAAGGGUAAUGAUUGCACAGCGUAACGGAGAAGUUUUGGAUCAUGGAGAGUUGAUGAUGGCUGCAGGAUUGUACAGUUUGGAGUUAAGACUAAAGAAAGAGUAUGAGAUUAAAAAGGAAGAAGACGAAGGGAUGGAAGAAAAGACUGAAGAAGUGAAAAGUAAUAAAAAUGCGGCAAAAUCUAAGAGGGCGCGAAAUGCCAGAAAAGUGAAGAAGGGUCAGAUGAGCUAG